UUUCCGCCCGAUAGCACAAGCGAGUCCGUCGUGUGAAUGACUUUGUGCCGGCGGGAUCUCUCGGCCGCAGCCUCGGGUUUCUCCGUGAGCCGUCAUAUUUGCAAGAGGACGCCGCUCUAAAUUCGAAAUGAAGCACCUUAAUGCAUCGCUAGUUGCGUGGCGGAAUGCAGCUGCACUCGCGAGGCCGUACUCGCAAGCGGUUGUCGCCUCCGUGGAAGAUGCGAAACCGACAAGUGUCAAGCCGAAGCCCUUCAGCGAGGUUCCCAGGGUUCCCUCACUGCCAUUGGUUGGAAGUUCGUGGAUGUACUGGCGUCUUGUGGGCAAGUACCACCCGGACCGGCGGCACCUCGCGGCCGCGGACAUGUACCGCAAGUACGGCCCUGUGGUAGCCGAGCGCCUGCCAGGCCGCUACUCGUUGGUACACCUCUUCAAUGCCGACGACUUCCGGACGCUGUACCAAGAAGAAGGCAAAAUGCCCUUUCGUAUGGGGGCCACAGCAUUCAAGAGGUACCGUGAGAGCCGGCCUCAGUACUACGCCAACGUCGGUAUCCUCAAUUUGCAAGGCCAGGAGUGGUACAACGUCCGCUCGAAGACGCAGCCGUACACGCUCCGACCACGCACAAUCAUGUCCUAUGUGCCCGGCAUGGACCUGAUUGCUGAGGACGCCCUGCAGCUCAUCGAUAAGACGCGAGACGACAAGAAAGAAGUGGAUGACUGCUACACGAUACUCUACCGUUGGGCACUCGAGAGCGUGAUGCUGGCGUCGGGUGACACGCGAGCAGGCUGCCUGGCACAUCCGCUUCCCCCCGCAUCAGACGGCGCAGGUUUCCUGAAAGACAUGGACGACGUGUUCGCCUGCGUGCAGAUAUUUGGCUACCGGUUCCCGUACUUCCGCUACUUCCGCACGCCUACUUGGCGCAAGUUUGAGAAGGCCAUGGAUGCGUUCACCCUGCGACUUUUCAAGCACAUCCAAGAGGCCGCGAACCGGCUUAAGACAAGGAAGAGCGACCAAGAAUACACCAUCUUGGAACACUUGUUGGUGGAGAAGAAACUGGGCUUUGGUGAAAUACUUUCCUUCAUGAGCGACUUCAUUAUGGGUGGCGCUGACACGACGUCAAGCUCUGCCACUUUUUGCCUCUACAACUUGGCAAAGAAUCCGGAAGCGCAAGAAAAGGCCCGCAAGGAGGUGUUGUCUGUCGUGGGUGAAAACUGUCGCGCUGUGGAAUCCCAGCAUCUCAGUAACUUGCCAUACGUGAAGGCUUGCCUCAAGGAAUCGCUCAGGUUAAACCCAGUGCUGUCCGGUGUCUUCCGUAAGCUGGACCACGAUGUCGUCAUGUCUGGCUACACCAUUCCUGCAGGUACACCAGUGUUCACGGAAAACUACGUUGCGAGUCAGUUGGAGGAGAACUUUACCAAAGCACACGCGUUUCUUCCGGAGCGCUGGCUGAAAUCCGAAGAGCAGCGUGACGACUGGACCCUACACCCUUAUGCGUCCUUGCCGUUCAGCUUCGGCCCACGCAUGUGCCUCGGCCGAAGAAUGGCGGAACUGGAAGUGUGGAUCCUCCUUGUAAAGGUACUGUCGAAGUACAAGGUUGAGUACCAUUACGAAGACAUUGGAUUCGUCGGGAAAUUGGCCAAUGCUCCGGACAAGCCAGCGAGAUUUCGGUUCAUCGAGCUCAAGCCCGGUGCCUAAUUUAGUGCUUUGUACAACCUUUAGUUUAUUCUUAAUGUGGUCGUUUUUGGUGGUUUUGUUUCGGACGCUUUCAGUGAAGCAGCCUCGAGGUGCCCUUCGUGAAGAAUAAGGGAUCAUUUGAGGCCAUGAAAUGCCGGUACUAAGGAGUGCUUAAUGUGGGCGAACGAGAUCAAGUGUGUGAACCAUUGGUGCUGAAAUAAAGUGAAACAAUGUGCCGCGACAGCACUUACGUGCUCAAAA
Molecule: messenger RNA, 1933 nt
Organism: Dermacentor albipictus
Lineage: Eukaryota; Metazoa; Arthropoda; Arachnida; Ixodida; Ixodidae
Product: probable cytochrome P450 49a1
Molecular function (GO): iron ion binding; oxidoreductase activity, acting on paired donors, with incorporation or reduction of molecular oxygen; heme binding
Source: RefSeq, a predicted model, not a curated record